GUAACAUACGAGUCCGGAGCGAUAGAAGGACAUUUCAGGGAGACCUCGCCAAUAAGCUUCUCGUGAACCCCAAAAGCCUAUACAGGUUUAUGGCCGAAAGAAAACCGACCAACCAGGGAGCAUGCAAUCUAGUGGGUUCUGAUGGGAAAUCUCUUACUAGUCUUGAAAUGGCAGAGACAUUCAGCCUAGCCUUUCACAGGCAACUAAAUAGUAACGAGGAUAUUACCCCUACAGAACAUCCAGAUUACAUCGCAAAACCAACACACGAAAACCUGCUGGGGACAUUUCAAAUUACCCCGGCUAUGGUACUUGCAAAAUUGGGAAGGUUGGCUUCGGGAAAGUCUCCAGGUUGUGAUGGCAUCAGACCAUCUGUCCUGAAGCAGUGUUCAGAAAGUCUCUGUCAACCCCUAAGUGAUCUGUUCCAACACUCCCUUGAUGUAGGGAAACUUCCAUGUGAAUGGAAACGUGCAAUCCUAUCCCCUAUCUUCAAGGGUGGUGACCGGCAGAAUGUGACCAGUUACAGACCAGUUGCUCUACUUCCAGUGGUAUCGAAGAUAUUGGAAAGUCUCAUUGACGACCACAUGAGAAAAUACUUCGAUGGGACUAACCUUCUUCACGAAGCACAGCACGGUUUCAGGAGGGGAAGAUCCUGCGUGACGAAUCUUCUACUAGCCUGGAACGAUUGGACACUAUCCUGGGACAAAAAGGUACCAGCCCACGUGAUCUUUCUCGACUUUGCGAAAGCAUUCGACACAGUUCACCAUGGUCUGCUCCUUCACAAAAUAGGCAAGGCGGGAGUUUCUGGAGCACUUCUCGCAUGGCUGAAAGAUUACUUAGGCGAGAGAGAAUUCUGCACCAAAGUCAACCGCAUCCGAUCAUCCUGGCACACCUCGGCAUCAGGGGUUCCUCAGGGUUCUAUCCUAGGGCCGUUGAUGUUUUUGAUUUUUAUCAAUGACCUGCCCCCCCAACUAAACUGCUCUGCGCUUCUUUACGCUGACGACGUAAAGAUUUGGAGAGCAAUAAACUCAUCGGAAGACUCAGAUAGAUUGCAGGCUGACCUGCAAACUCUGGGAAAUUGGGCUUUGGCUAACGGAAUGCCUUUCAAUCUAAAGAAGUGCAAAGUAGUGCAGCUUCAUUCCGGCAGGUCACAGAGUGUAAAUUACACCCUUGGUGGCCAGAACUUGAGUUGUGUUCCAUCAGAGCGUGAUCUAGGUCUUAUUCUAACAGAAAAGCUAGACACCAGUGGAAAUUACUCGAGGGACGUCGCCAAAGCCUACGCAACAUUACACUUUAUGCACAGGCAGCUGGGAGCUCUCACUCCCGAACUGUUCUUAAGGCUAUACAAGGCAUAUGUGAGGCCACACCUUGAGGUGCAUAAUAUCAUUGCACCUCCGCUACUCAAAAGGGAUGCUAACAUUCUAGAAAGUGUCCAGAGACGAGCGACAAAAUGGGUGAUCGGCCUCCGCAACAAAUCAUAUGAGGAAAGACUAAAGAAAUUAGGUCUUUUCACACUUAGUUACCGUAGGCACAGGGGAGACCUCAUCACCGUCUACAAGAUCCUAAAUGACCAGGCCCACCCAAAUAAAAGCAUCCUGCCAUUAAGCGAUUAUAGGCUUCCACGAGGUAACCCGCUAAGGAUAGCACACCAGAGACCAAAGACUCGAGUGCGAUCACAUUUCUUUUCGCUUCGUGUUUGCCGUCUCUGGAACGCUUUACCGGCGGCCGUGACUACAGCGCCAUCUCUGGAGAUUUUUAAGCGGAAGCUAGACAAUCAUGCAGAAAUGCAAGGUUUGUGUCUCAAUGGCUUAUCCUCAUAAAAUUUGAAACCAAACUGUCAAUGAAUAAGCGUACAAACUAAAUCCCCACGACCUAUUCUGCCUUCUCUCACUCUAUCUUUUCCUUAGGUCACCUUUAUUAUUCCACUUAUCUCAACCUAUAUUAUCUACACUACAACCUAUUAUUAUUAUUACUAUUCUGCUUUUAUGACUACACCGAAUGACCAAGGGGAGUUAGGUCAAACUCCAUUCACGGCAGCAAUACAGUCCUAACAUACUGCAUACUACAAACCACAUCUCGACCAAUCCCCGCACCACUCCUCCUGGAGUCUACCAGAGCUAAAGCAGUCGAGUGUCGGGACUUACUACGCAGAAGCUCACCGAAGAUCUGGAACCUCUACCUCACAAUCAAGAAGCGAGCUCAAAGAAAUCACUGGUUUAUACUAGCUCGUAAUCAGGAUAUUGGAUAUUGGAUUUUGUUUAGUUCUGCUCAACUUAUAUAAAGAUAAAUAGAGGAAGUUCAAUUCAAGCAAGUUAAAGCAACAUGAGGUCACUUGUUUUCGUGUUGUUUGCUGGAUUUUCUUAUGCGAUUCUUACGGGUGUUCCAAUGAAAAUGUCUCCCGAUCAACUCACUGAAGACAAAUUCAAGCCAGCAUUACAAACGGCUCAACAAUUAUUCAAUGAAAUGUCGAACUAUUCAGACUACUAUGUCAUUUCCAAAAUUGUGAAUGGUACAUCCCAGGUUGUUCAAGGUGUUUUGUACCGAUUCACUGUUGUUUUUCUACCAACUAAUUGCAGCAAGAUUGAGAUGUACAUGCCUGAUUUGUUUGCAGAUUGCUCGUUGAGACCUGAUGAGGGAGAAGUCUGUUUGGUGAAAGUGUGGAGUCGAGUGUGGCUUGCUGAUGAAGAUAAAACGAUCACUACAUUAGGGAACUGCUCUCAAGCUCUCAUGUGAUGGAGGCAUAGAUAUGGGAUAUUUUUCUGGUGUACUACUCCUUGACAGAACUAAAUGACGACUUAAUUUUUUCGAAUAAAUGUUUUCAUAAACUGUUAACAUUUUUGAGAGCUUGGUAUACUGUGGGGUGCAAAUGCGUAUUUUCUGGAUUCUUUCCAGUCCUUACAAUGCGUUAGGGUUACUUCAGCCCUGACUUUUUGUGCUGUAUGACUGCUUGAUUGUUUGAGAGGCAUUUUUGGUUUCUGUGACAACGAAAUGGUGAUACAGUUUUAGAGAAUGUCUUGUAAAUAGUAACAU
Messenger RNA from Trichobilharzia regenti, 3027 nucleotides. Lineage: Eukaryota; Metazoa; Platyhelminthes; Trematoda; Strigeidida; Schistosomatidae. The record is from the annotation of a GenBank genome assembly.